AUGGCUAUUCCGUUCGAAGGGUUGAUCCCUUAUACCAUCAUGGCGGCCUUUUUCGGCCUUGCCGGCCAUGGUGUUGGUUUCGUUAGAUAUUGGGAUAAUGGUUGGAAGAAUGACAGAUUUGACUUGGACGAGUUUGAUGAAACCAUGAUGAAGAGAGACUUUUUCUUGACUGGGGUCAAAAGAGGACAAACCAGUGAAGCCGUUGCUCCAGAACACUUCAAGACUCAACAGCCACAACUCGAGCAAUACUGGACUGCAAACAGAAACCAAUUUUUCCUUCUCAGAGAAAGAUUAUACAAGGGUUAUGUCUCUGGUGUUUGGGACUUGUCUUAG
Dujonia railenensis is the source of this 333-nucleotide messenger RNA. The record is from the annotation of a GenBank genome assembly. Lineage: Eukaryota; Fungi; Ascomycota; Pichiomycetes; Serinales; Debaryomycetaceae.